Molecule: messenger RNA, 417 nt
Organism: Dacryopinax primogenitus
Lineage: Eukaryota; Fungi; Basidiomycota; Dacrymycetes; Dacrymycetales; Dacrymycetaceae
Exons: 3
Coding region: 1-417 (138 amino acids)
Source: RefSeq, a predicted model, not a curated record
AUGGUCGACGGACGUGUAAAUGUUGUCGGAGAUGCGACAUUGAAACGUCUGCCAUGCGACGAUCCUGGCUUUUCAGGCCUGCCUAGCGUGAAGGAAAGUAUUGUCCUAAAAGGUUUCGUGACUCCGGCCUCCGACAGCGUGUAUGCUCCUGGGCAAGUGAUCCCGGAUGAACAAAACCUGCACCUAUUCAAAGGUAUAAAUACCGCCUAUUAUCAUCGCAAGGAGGGCAGAAAACAACUCGCCCGACUCAGCCCAAUAGCCUCUACCCGCCUCUUCAGCCAAACCCAAACAUUCCAAAUGGACAGCUUCACAAUCUCCCCUGCUACUCUUGCCGCCGCCGAGAGCAACUUCACUGCCCCUGCCAAAGUUGCCAAGAGCUUCAAGUCGUCGAUCAUCCCGCUCUGCCUCACCCAGUAG